This is a messenger RNA of Elephantulus edwardii (Cape elephant shrew), 25719 nucleotides long. RefSeq names its product obscurin, cytoskeletal calmodulin and titin-interacting RhoGEF (gene OBSCN). The record is from RefSeq and is a predicted model, not a curated record. NCBI's taxonomy places the organism in Eukaryota, Metazoa, Chordata, Mammalia, Macroscelidea, Macroscelididae. Gene Ontology annotation, molecular function: protein binding; guanyl-nucleotide exchange factor activity; ATP binding. Gene Ontology annotation, biological process: protein phosphorylation.
AUGGAUUACUCCACGUUCAGCGGUGCGCCCCGCUUUCUGACCCGGCCCAAGGCCUUCCUGGUGUCGGUGGGCAAGGAUGCCACAUUAAGCUGCCAGAUUGUGGGCAACCCCGUGCCGCAGGUGAGCUGGGAAAAGGACAGGCAGCUGGUGGAGGCGGGCGCGCGCUUCCGCCUGGCCCAGGACGGCGACCUGUACCGCCUCACCAUCCUGGACCUCACGCUCGGCGACAGUGGGCAGUACGUGUGCCGCGCGCGCAACACCAUCGGGGAGGCCUUCGCUGCCGUCAGCCUGCAGGUGGGCCCGGACACCACGCUCGCCGAGCAGGCGCCGCACUUCCUGCUGCGGCCGACGUCCAUCCGUGUGAGCGAGGGCGCGGACGCCACAUUCCGUUGCCGCGUGCAGGGCAGCCCGCAGCCAGCCGUGAGCUGGGCCAAGGACGGCCGCCGCUUGGGGGAGCCCGCCGCGCCCGAUGCCCACCGAGUGCAAGUGGAGGCUCACGGCGAGGCGAGCGCGCUGCGCAUUCGUUCCGCACGACUACGCGAUGGCGGCACCUACACCGUGCACGCCGAGAACCCUCUGGGGGCCGCCAGCGCCAGCGCCGCACUCGUGGUGGACGCCAGCGCGCCAGGCCCGCCCGUGGGGUCCACCGCCGCGCUGCUGGCGCACCUGCAGCGGCGGCGCGAAGAGAUGCGCGUUGACGGCCCGCGGACGCCACCCGGCGCUGGCACCCGCACGUGCACGGUGACCGAGGGCAAGCACGCGCGGCUCAGCUGCUACGUGACCGGAGAGCCGAAGCCAGAGACAGUGUGGAAGAAGGACGGGCAGCUGGUGGUGGAGGGCCGGCGGCACAUGGUGUAUGAGGAUGCGCAGGAGAACUUUGUGCUCAAGAUCCUCUUCUGCAAGCAGGGCGACCGGGGUCUCUACACCUGCACCGCCUCCAACCUCGUGGGUCAGACCUACAGCUCGGUGCUGGUGGUUGUUAGAGAGCCCCCGGUGCCCUUUAAGAAGCGCCUGGAGGACCUGGAGGUUCAGGAAAAGGAGUCUGCUACAUUCCAGUGUGAGGUGGCCCAGCCAGCCACGGAGGCCGCCUGGUACAAGGAGGAGACGCGCCUGUGGGCCAGCGCCAAGUAUGCCAUCGAGGAGGAAGGCACCGAACGCCGCCUGACCGUGCGCAAUGUCACGGCUGAUGAUGAUGCAGUCUACAUCUGUGAGACCAAAGAAGGCAGCCGCACGGUGGCUGAGCUCUCUGUCCAAGGCAAUGUCACCAGAAAGCUCCCACGGAAGACAAGCAUCCGGGUAGGGGACACUGCCAUAUUUUGUGUGGAGCUGGCCAACCCGGAGGGCCCUGUGCGCUGGCUGCGGAACCAGGAAGAGAUGGUGGCCGGAGGUCGAGUUAACAUCACUGCUGUAGGCACGUGCCACACGCUGACCAUCUCCCAGUGCAGCCUGGAGGAUGCUGGCGAGGUGGCCUUCACAGCUGGGGACUGCCGGACAUCCACCCAGUUCUGUGUGGCGGCCCCCAGGAGGCCACCCUUGUACCCACCUUCUGAUCCUGUGGUGAAAGCCAAGACGGAGAGUUCUGUGACCUUCAGCUGGUCCCCACCGUUCCAAGGAGACCGCCCUGUCACCAUUGAUGGCUACGUGGUGGAGAAGAGAAGACUCGGGGCCUAUGCCUGGACCCGAUGCCAUGAGGCUGAAUGGGUGUCCACGUUGGAGCUGACCGUGGCUGGAGUGGCAGAGGAAGGGGACUUCCAGUUCCGGGUGUCAGCUGUGAACAGCUUUGGCCAGAGUCCCUCCCUUGAGUUCCCAGGGACAUUCCACCUGGCCCCUCAGCUGGCUGUAAAGACACCCCUGAAGGCAGUGGAGGCUGUGGAGGGUGGAGAGGUGACCUUCUCCGUGGACCUCACAGUGGCCUCAUCAGGAGAAUGGUUCCUGGACGGGAAGCCCCUGCAGGCCAGCAGCGUGUACGUGAUCCGCUGUGACCGCACCCAUCACACACUCACCAUCCGCACUGUGCCUGCCAGCUUGCAUGGUGCCGAGCUCAAGUUCGUGGCCAAUGGCAUUGAGAGCAGCAUCCGCAUGGUGGUACGAGCAGCCCCAGGGCUGAUUGGUGACAGGUUGCCUGUGGCCGCGGCCCAGAAGGUGUGGGCACGGCUGCACGAGGAGGCACAGCUGCUGGCGGAGCUGUCGGACCAGGCGGCGGCCGUGACGUGGCUGAAGGACGGCCGAGCGCUGCCACCGGGCCCCAAGUAUGAGGUGCAGGCGUCGGCCGGGCAGCGUGUCCUCCUGGUGCGUGAUGUGGCUCGCGAUGAUGCUGGCCUCUACGAGUGCCUCAGUCAUGGGGACCGCAUUGCCUACCAGCUGUCUGUGCAAGGCCUUACCAGCUUCCUGCACAAGGAGCCAUCGGGCGGCCGUGUGGAAGCAGUGGCCGGCAGCCAGGCGCAGUUUGAGUGUGAGACUUCGGAGGCCCACAUGAGUGUGAGAUGGUACAAGGAUGGCACAGAGCUUAGCAGCUCCUCCCAGCGCUUCUCACGGGAGGAUGUGGGGACGCGGCACCGCCUGGUGGCUUCCUCGGUCACCAGGCAGGAUGAGGGCACUUACACGUGCCGUGCAGGCGAGGACUCUGUGGAGUUCCAGCUCCGGGUGUCUGAGCCUGCGGCGGUGUUUGCCAAGCAGCAAGCAGCACAGAGCAAGGUGCAGGCCGAGGCAGGGGCCAGCGCCACGCUGAGCUGUGAGGUGGCCCAGGCCCAGACAGAGGUGACGUGGUACAAGGCUGGGAAGAAGCUGAGCUCGAGCUCGAAGGUGCACAUGGAGGCCACGGGCUGUGCACGGCGGCUGGUGGUGCAGCAGGCGGGCAAGGUGGACGCCGGGGAGUACAGCUGUGAGGCCGGGGGCCAGAAGGUCUCCUUCCACCUGGACGUCACAGAGCCCAAAGUGGUGUUUGCCAAGGAACAGCAGGCAAAGAGUGAAGUGCGGGCCGAGGCGGGGACCAGCGCCACGCUGAGCUGUGAGGUGGCCCAGGCCCAGACAGAGGUGACGUGGUACAAGGCAGGGAAGAAGCUGAGCUCGAGCUCGAAGGUGCGCAUAGAGGCCACGGGCUGUGCUCGGCGGCUGGUGGUGCAGCAGGCGGGCAAGGCGGACGCCGGGGAGUACAGCUGUGAGGCUGGGGGCCAGAAGGUCUCCUUCCACCUGGAUGUCACAGAGCCUGCAGUGGUGUUUGUCAAGGAACAGCCAGCACAAAAUGAGGUGCAAACUGAGGCGGGGGCUAGUGCCACACUGAGCUGUGAGGUGGCCCAGGCCCAGACAGAGGUGACAUGGUACAAAGAUGGAAAGAAGCUGAGCUCGAGCUCGAAGGUGCGCAUGGAGGCCACUGGCCGAGUGCGGCGGCUGGUGGUGCAGCAGGUGGGCAAGGUGGACGCCGGGGAGUACAGCUGUGAGGCCGGGGGCCAGAAGGUCUCCUUCCGUCUGGACGUCACAGAACCCACAGUGGUGUUUGCCAAGGGCCAGGCAGCACGGAGUGAGGUGCAGGCAGAGGUGGGGGCCAGCGCCACGCUGAGCUGCGAGGUGGCCCAGGCCCAGACAGAGGUGACGUGGUACAAAGAUGGGAAGAAGCUGAGCUCGAGCUCGAAGGUGCGCAUGGAGGCCACAGGCUGUCGGCGGCAGCUGGUGGUGCAGCAGGCGAGCAAGGCGGACGCCGGGGAGUAUAGCUGUGAGGCCGGGGGCCAGAAGAUCUCCUUCCAUCUGGGCGUCACAGAGCCCCCGGUGGUGUUUGCCAAGGAACAGCCCACACAGAGUGAGGUUCGGGCAGAAAUGGGUACCAGCGCCACACUGAGCUGUGAGGUGGCCCAGGCCCAGACGGAGGUGAUGUGGUACAAGGACGGCAAGAAGCUGAGCUCGAGCUCGAGGGUGCGUGUGGAGGCCACUGGCCAAGCGCGGCGGCUGGUGGUGCAGCAGGCGGGCAAGGCAGACGCCGGGGAGUACAGCUGUGAGGCCGGGGGCCAGAAGGUCUCCUUCCGCCUCCAUGUUCCAGAGCCUGCAGCGGUGUUUGCCAAGCAGCAAGCAGCACAGAGCAAGGUGCAGGCCGAGGCGGGGGCCAGCGCCACGCUGAGCUGUGAGGUGGCCCAGGCCCAGACAGAGGUGAUGUGGUACAAGGCUGGGAAGAAGCUGAGCUCGAGCUCGAAGGUGCGCAUGGAGGCCACGGGCUGUGCUCGGCGGCUGGUGGUGCAGCAGGCGGGCAAGGCGGACGCCGGGGAGUACAGCUGUGAGGCCGGGGGCCAGAAGGUCUCCUUCCACCUGGACAUCACAGAGCCUGCAGCGGUGUUUGCCAAGCAGCAAGCAGCACAGAGCAAGGUGCAGGCCGAGGCGGGGGCCAGCGCCACGCUGAGCUGUGAGGUAGCCCAGGCCCAGACAGAGGUGACGUGGUACAAGGCUGGGAAGAAGCUGAGCUCCAGCUCGAAGGUGCGCAUGGAGGCCGCGGGCUGUGCUCGGCGGCUGGUGGUGCAGCAGGCGGGCAAGGCAGACGCUGGGGAGUACAGCUGUGAGGCCGGGGGCCAGAAGGUCUCCUUCCACCUGGACGUCACAGAGCCUGCAGCGGUGUUUGCCAAGCAGCAAGCAGCACAGAGCAAGGUGCAGGCCGAGGCGGGGGCCAGCGCCACGCUGAGCUGUGAGGUGGCCCAGGCCCAGACAGAGGUGACGUGGUACAAGGCUGGGAAGAAGCUGAGCUCGAGCUCGAAGGUGCGCAUGGAGGCCACGGGCUGUGCUCGGCGGCUGGUGGUGCAGCAGGCGGGCAAGGCGGACGCCGGGGAGUACAGCUGUGAGGCUGGGGGCCAGAAGGUCUCCUUCCACCUGGACGUCACAGAGCCUGCGGUGGUGUUUGCCAAAGAGCAGCCGGCACAGAGUGAGGUGAAGGCCCAGGCAGGGGCUAAUGCCACGCUGAGCUGUGAGGUGGCCCAGGCCCAGACAGAGGUGACGUGGUACAAGGCUGGGAAGAAGCUGAGCUCGAGCUCGAAGGUGCGUGUGGAGGCCACUGGCCGAGUGCGGCGGCUGGUGGUGCAGCAGGCAGGCAAGGUGGACGCCGGGGAGUACAGCUGUGAGGCUGGGGGCCAGAAGGUCUCCUUCCACCUGGACGUCACAGAACCCACAGUGGUGUUUGCCAAGGAGCAGCCAGCACAGAGCAAGGUGCAGGCUGAGACAGGAGCCAGCGCCAUGCUGAGCUGCGAGGUGGCCCAGGCCCAGACAGAGGUGACAUGGUACAAAGAUGGAAAGAAGCUGAGCUCGAGUUCGAGGGUGCAUGUGGAGGCCACAGGUCGUGGGCGGCGGCUGGUGGUGCAACAAGCGGGCAAGGCGGACGCCGGGGAGUACAGCUGUGAGGCCGGGGGCCAGAAGGUCUCCUUCCGCCUGGACAUCACAGAGCCUGCAGUGGUGUUUGCCAAGGAACAGCCAGCACAAAAUGAGGUGCAAACUGAGGCGAGGGCCAGCGCCACGCUGAGCUGUGAGGUGGCCCAGGCCCAGACAGAGGUGACGUGGUACAAAGAUGGAAAGAAGUUGAGCUCGAGCUCGAAGGUGCGCAUGGAGGCCACUGGCCGAGUGCGGCGGCUGGUGGUGCAGCAGGCGGGCAAGGCAGACGCUGGGGAGUACAGCUGUGAGGCCGGGGGCCAGAAGGUCUCCUUCCACCUGGAUGUCACAGAGCCCACAGUGGUGUUUGUCAAGGAGCAGCCAGCCCAGAGCAACGUGCAGACUGAGGCAGGGGCCAGUGCCACACUGAGCUGUGAGGUGGCCCAGGCUCAGACAGAAGUGGUAUGGUAUAAAGAUGGGAAGAAGCUGAGUCCGAGCUCAAGGGUGCAUGUGGAGGCUACAGGCCGAGCGCGGCGGCUGGUGGUGCAGCAGGCGGGCAAGGCGGAUGCCGGGGAGUACAUCUGUGAAGCCGGGGGCCAGAAGGUCUCCUUCCACCUGAAUGUCACAGAACCCACAGUGGUGUUUGCCAAGGGCCAGGCAGCACAGAGUGAGGUGCGGGCUGAGGCGGGGGCCAGCGCCACACUGAGCUGUGAGGUGGCCCAGUCCCAGACAGAGGUGGUGUGGUACAAGGAUGGGAAGAAGCUGAGUUCAAGCUCAAGGGUGCGAGUGGAGGCUACAGGAUGCCGGCGGCAGCUGGUGGUGCAGCAGGCGGGCAAGGCUGACGCCGGGGAGUACAGCUGUGAGGCCGGGGGCCAGAAGGUCUCCUUCCGCCUUGACAUCACAGAGCCCGAGCCUGAGGCCGUGGAGAAACCUGGCCGCAAGGAGCCCCUGAUUGUCAAGGAACAUGAGGACAUCAUCCUGACGGCAGUGCUGGCCGCACCUUCUGUGGCCGCUGUGGCCUGGUUCAAAGACGGCGUGGAGAUUCGGCGCAGCAAGCGACAGGAGGCCGUCAGCGUGGGGGACACUCACACGCUGACCGUGCGCGGUGCCCAGACCUUGGACAGCGCCAUCUACAGCUGUCGUGUGGGCGACCGUCGGCAGGACUUCCCCGUCCAAGUGGAAGAGGUCAGCGCCCGGUUUUCCCGGGCCCUGGAGCCCGGGAGCGGGGAUGUGGGCGGCACCGUGGUGCUGACUUGCGAGGUGAGCCCGGAGCAGGCGGAGGUGGUGUGGCGAUGCGGAAGCACGCAGCUGCGCGCAGGGAAGCGCUUCCGGAUGGAGGCGGCGGGGCCGCUGCGCUCCCUCACCAUCACCGGCCUGCGGGAGGAGGACGCGGGCGAGUACGUGUGCGAGAGCCGCGACGACAGCACCCGCGCCUUGCUCUCCGUCCGUGUUCCCCGCUCGGUGAAGUUCACGUCUGGACUGAGCGGUGUGGUCGCGGAGGAGGGUCAGGAGGCCACCUUCCAGUGCGUGGUGUCCCCCAGCGAUGCUGUGGUUACGUGGUACCGUGAUGGCAUCCCAGUGCAGUCCAGCGAGAAAUUUGUUAUAUCACAGAGUGGGGCCAGCCACAGCUUAACCAUCUCUGGCCUGGCCCUGGAGGACGCCGGCCAGAUCACUGCAGAGGCUGAGGGAGCGACUUCUGUGGCAACCCUCAAGGUCCGAGAGGCCCCUGUGCUAUUUAAAAAGAAACUGGAGCCACAAACAGUAGAGGAACGGGGCUCAGUGACGAUGGCGGUGGAGCUGUCGAGGCCAUGGCCUGCUGUCAAGUGGACACGGAAUGCGGCUGCCAUUGUGCCUGGUGAGAACGUGCAGAUCCACGCUGAGGGCACGCACCAUCGCCUGGUGCUGCAGAAUGUUGGCUUCUCUGACCGUGGCUUCUUCGGCUGUGAGACACCUGAUGACAAGACACAGGCUAAGCUCAAUGUAGAAAUACGCCAGGUACGGCUGGUGCGAGGGCUGCAGACGGUGGAGGCUCGGGAGCAGAGCAGAGCCACCAUGGAGGUGGAGCUGUCACAUGCAGAUGUCGAAGGAAGCUGGACUCGUGAUGGGCUUCGGCUCCAGCCGGGACCCUCGUGCAGCCUGGCUGUGAGUGGCCCCACUCACACACUCACACUCUCUGAGCUGCGCCUGGAGGACAGCGGUCUUAUCGCCUUCAGGGCUGAGGGUGUGCACACAUCUGCAAAACUCCUUGUCAUUGAGCUGCCUGUAAGGUUCGUCCGCCCGCUGCAGGACAUGGUGGCCACAGAGAAGGAGAAGGUGACCAUGGAGUGUGAGCUGUCACGUCCUAAUGUUGACGUGCGGUGGCUGAAGGACUCCGUGGAGCUGCGGGUGGGCAAGAGCGUGGGCAUUGCUGCCCAGGGAGCCUCCAGAAGCCUCAUCAUUUACCGGUGUGAGCUUGCAGACCAGGGUGUCUAUGUGUGUGAUGCCCAUGAUGCUCAGAGCUCUGCUUCCCUGAAGGUGCAAGGUCGUGAUGUCCAGAUUGUGAGGCCUCUGGAGGAUGUGGAGGUGAUGGAGAAAGAAGGUGCCACCUUCUGCUGUGAGGUCUCCCACGAAGAGGUGCCUGGCCAGUGGUUUCGGGAGGGUACUAAGCUGCGGCCCAGUGACAAUGUGCGCAUUCGCCAGGAAGGAAAAACGUAUACUCUCAUCUACCGGAGGGUACUGGCAGAAGAUGCAGGUGAAAUAAAAUUUGUGGCUGAAAGUGCAGAGUCUCGAGCCCAGCUCCGGGUGAAAGAGCUGCCCGUUGCCAUCCUUCGACCUCUGCGGGACAAGAUCGCCAUGGAGCGGCAUCGAGGUGUGCUGGAGUGCCAGGUGUCUCGAGCCAGUGCCCAGGUGCGCUGGUUCAAGGGUGGCGUGGAGCUGCAGCCUGGGCCCAAGUACGAGAUGGUCAGUGAUGGGCUCUACCGCAAGCUGAUCAUCGCCAGUGCCCAGCCCGAGGAUGAGGACUCCUACACCUGUGAUGCCGGCGAUGCUAAGACCACUGCCAAGUUCUUUGUGGAAGAGCAAUCCAUCACCAUCGUGCGAGGCCUGCAGGAUGUGACCGUGAUGGAGCCCGCUCCUGCCUGGUUUGAGUGUGAGACCUCCAUCCCCUCGGUGCGCCCCCCUAAGUGGCUUCUCGGCAAGACAGCACUGCAGGUGGGGGCCAACGUGGGCCUGGAGCAGGAGGGCACCGUGCACCGCCUGGUGCUGCGACGCACCUGCUCCACCAUGACUGGCUCCGUGCACUUCACCAUCGGCAAGGCUCGCUCCUCUGCCCACCUGGUCGUCUCAGAUAUCCCAGUGGUGCUGACGAGGCCCCUGGAGCCCAAGGCUGGGCGGGAGCUGCAGUCUGUGGUGCUGUCCUGUGACUUCCGGCCACCCCCCAAGGCUGUGCAGUGGUACAAGGACGAUACACCCCUGAUGCCCUCAGACAAGUUCAAGAUGACACUCGAGGGCCAUAUGGCAGAAUUACGUGUCCUGCGACUCACACCUGCCGAUGCUGGUAUCUACCGGUGCCAGGCGGGCAGUGCCCAGAGCAGCGCUGAGGUCACAGUGGAAGCAAAGGAGGUGACAGUGACACAGCCCCUGAAGGACAUGGAGGCCACAGAGGAGGGCAGCGUCUGCUUCUCAUGUGAGCUGUCUGAUGAGAAGGAGGAGGUGGAGUGGUCGCUCAAUGGGACGCCACUGUACAACGACAGCUUCCACGAGAUCUCCCGUGAGGGCCGCCGCCACAUGCUGGUGCUGAAGCGUGUCUGCCAGGAAGACUCGGGCACUGUGUGCCUCACGUCCCCCAAGGUCACCACCUCUGCCCGCCUGGAGGUCAGAGGGAAGCCAGUGGUCUUCCUGAAGGCACUGGAUGACGUCACGGUGGAGGAGCGGGGCACGCUGGCCCUGCAGUGCGAGGUCUCAGACCCUGAGGCUCGCGUGGUUUGGCGCAAGGACGGCGUGGAGCUGGGUCCUGGUGACAAGUAUGACUUCCUGCACACGGGAGCCACACGAGGGCUUGUGGUGCAUAGCCUGAACCAGGAUGACGCCGGCCUGUACACCUGCCACUUGGGCUCUGAGGAGACCCGAUCCCGGGUCAGAGUGCACGACUUGCACGUGGGCAUCACCAAGAGGCUUAAGACAACAGAGAUACUGGAGGGUGAGAGCUGCAGCUUUGAGUGCAUCCUGUCCCACGAGAAUGCUGACGAGCCGGCCAUCUGGACCGUCGCUGGGAGGACCGUGGGCAGCUCCGGCCACUUCCAAGCCAGGCGCCAGGGCCGCAAGUACACUCUGACGGUUCAGGAUGCCGCGCUGAGCGAUGCAGGAGAGGUUGUGUUCUCUGUGGCUGGCCUCACCUCCAAGGCCUCGUUGGUGGUGAAAGAGAGGCCAGUGGACAUCACAAAGGCCCUGGAGGAUCAGAAGGCGACACCAGGGGAAGAUGUGGUGCUGAGCUGUGAGCUGUCCCGGGCAGGCACCAUGGUGCGCUGGCUGAAGGACGGCAAGGCUAUCCGCAAGAGUCAGAAGUAUGACGUGCGUGCCGAGGGCACUCAGGCCCUGCUGAUUGUCCGCGCAGCCACCCUCAAGGAUUCGGGCGAGUAUACGUGCGAGACGGAGGCCUCCAGGAGCACAGCCAGACUCCGCGUGGAAGAAAGGGCAAACUGUUUCACCAAGGAACUGGCUGAUGUGCAGGCUGAAGAGAAGGGUUCGGCUGUGUUUGAGUGUGAGACGGAGCGUCCUGCGACUUCAGUUACCUGGCGCCGAGGCCUGGUGGAGCUGCGUGCUUCAGGCAAGCAUGCACCCAGCCAGGAUGGGGUGACCUUGAAGCUCACCAUCAAUGCCCUGGAGCGGACAGACAGUGAUACCUACACCUGCGACAUCGGCCAGGCCCAGUCACAGGCCCGGCUCCUUGUGCAAGGCCAAAGCGUGCGCAUCAUUGAAGACCUGGAGGACGUGGAUGUGCAGGAGGGCGCCUCGGCCACCUUCCGCUGCCGUAUCGCCCCUACUGACUAUGAGCCUGUCCACUGGUUCUUGGACAAAACCCCCUUGCAUGCUAAUGAGCUCAAUGAGAUUGAGGUCCAGCCCGGGGGCUGCCACGUGCUGACCCUGCGGCAGCUUGCGCUCAAGGACUCGGGCACUAUCCACUUUGAGGCAGGUGACCAGCGGACCUCAGCCACGUUGAGGGUCACAGAGAAACCAAGCAUCUUCUCCCGAGAGCUCACUGAUACCACGAUCCUUGAGGGGGACACUCUGACUCUCAUUUGUGAGACCACCAAUCCGGACAGCACCGUGAGCUGGACCAAGGAUGGGAAGGUCCUUCGACCAUCAGCCCGGUGCCAGAUGAGUUAUGAGGGCUGCCAGGCCCAGCUGGUUGUCACGGACACCACCGUGCAAGAUGGCGGACGCUACAAGUGUGAAGCAGGGGGCACCUGGACCAGCUCCAUCGUCAGGGUCCAUGCGCGGCCAGUGAGGUUCCGGGAAGGGUUGAAGGACGUGGAGUUUCUGGAAGGCGGCGCCGCGACACUGCGCUGCAUGCUGUCUUCUGUGGCUGCGCCUGUGCAGUGGCGCUUCAAGGAUGAGGUCCUGCGGUCAGGUAGCAAGUAUGGGCUGCGACAGGAGGGAGCCAUGCUGGAGCUGGUGGUACGAGACCUGCUGCCCGAGGACAGCGGACUGUACUCAUGCACCUUUGGGGACCAGACGACUAUGGCCACACUUACCGUGAAGGCCUUGCCUGCCCAGUUCAUAGGGAAACUGAGAAGCAAGGAGGUCACGGAAGGGACCACGACCGUGCUUCGGUGUGAGUUGAGCAAGCCAGCCCCUGUGGAGUGGAAGAAGGGCUCCGAGACCCUCAGCACUGGGGGAAGAUACAGCUUGAAGCGGACUGGGGCCAUUUGUGAGUUGGAGAUCCGUGGCCUGGCUGUGGCCGAUGCUGGCGAGUACUCAUGCAUAAGCGGACAGGAGAGGACUUCAGCCACCCUGGCUGUGAGGGCCCAACCUGCCCAGUUCAUAGGAAGACUGAGAAGCAAGGAGGCUAUGGAAGGGGACACAACCACACUGCGGUGUGAGCUAAGCAAGGAGGCCCCUGUGCAGUGGAGAAAGGCCUCUGAGACCCUCAGCGCUGGGGGCAAAUACAACCCGAAGCAGGAUGGGGCUGUGUGUGAGCUGGAGAUCCGUGGCCUGGACAUGGGGGAUGCCGGGGAAUACUCAUGCAUCUGCGGACAGGAGAGGACCUCAGCCACGCUGACUGUGCGGGCCCUUCCAGCCAGAUUCAUUCAAGGUCUGAAGAACGAGGAGACCACUGAAGGGGCGACGGCCACGCUGCGAUGUGAGCUGAGCAAGGCGGCCCCUGUGCAGUGGAGGAAAGGCUCUGAGACCCUGAGUGAAGGGGACAGAUACAGCUUGAGGCACAAUGGGGCCACGUGUGAGCUAGAGAUUCAUGGCCUGGCUGAGACGGAUGCUGGGGAGUACUCGUGUGUGUGUGGGCAGGAGAGGACCUCAGCCAAGCUGACUGUGAAGGCUCUGCUGCCCAGAUUCAUACAAAGUCUGAUUGGUGAGGAGGCCAGGAAAGGAACAAUGGCUGUGCUGUGGUGUGAGUUAAGCAGGGUGGCCACUGUGGAGUGGAAGAAGGGCCCCGAGACCCUCAGCACCAGCAACAGAUACAACCUCAGGCAGGCAGGAGUCAUGUGACUAUUGGUCCACAGCGUGGCCAUUGCAGACACUGGGGAGUAUUUCUGCAUGUGUGAGUGAGAGAAGACCCUGGAGAUCCGUGGCCUGGCUGUGACAGAUGCUGGGGAGUAUCUGUGUGUGUGCGGGCAGGAGAAGACCUCAGCCACACUCACUGUGAAGGCCCUGCCAGCCAGGUUCACACAAGGGCUGAAGAGUGAGGAGGCCACGGAAGGGGCCACCACCACGCUCCGGUGUGAGCUGAGCAAGAUGGCUCCUGUGCAGUGGAGGAAGGGCUCUGAGACCCUCCGUGAUGGGGACAGAUACAGGCUGAGGCAGGACGGAGCCACCUGUGAGCUGGAGAUCCGUGGCCUGACUGUGACAGAUGCUGGGGAGUAUCUGUGUGUGUGCGGGCAGGAGAAGACCUCAGCCAUGCUCACUGUGAAGGCCCUGCCAGCCAGGUUCAUACAAGGCCUGAAGAGUGAAGAGACCACAGAAGGGACCUCGGCGACACUUCGGUGUGAGCUGAGCGAGAUGGCUCCUGUGCAGUGGAAGAAGGGCCUGGAUGCCCUCAGCACUGGGGAUAAGUACCGCCUGAGGCAGGAUGGGGCCAUAUGUGAACUGGAGAUCUGUGGCCUGGCUGUGGCAGAUGCUGGAGAAUAUAUCUGUGUAUGUGGGCAGGAGAGGACUUCGGCCGUGCUCACUGUGAAGGCCCUCCCAGCCAGAUUCAUACAAGUUCUAAAGAACGAGGAGGCCGCAGAAGGGGCGAUGGCCACGCUCCGGUGUGAGCUGAGCAAGAUGGCUCCUGUGCAGUGGAGGAAGGGCUCUGAGACCCUCCGUGAUGGGGACAGAUACAGGCUGAGGCAGGACGGAGCCACCUGUGAGCUGGAGAUCCGUGGCCUGACUGUGACAGAUGCUGGGGAGUAUCUGUGUGUGUGCGGGCAGGAGAAGACCUCAGCCAUGCUCACUGUGAAGGCCCUGCCAGCCAGGUUCAUACAAGGCCUGAAGAGUGAAGAGACCACAGAAGGGACCUCGGCGACACUUCGGUGUGAGCUGAGCGAGAUGGCUCCUGUGCAGUGGAAGAAGGGCCUGGAUGCCCUCAGCACUGGGGAUAAGUACCGCCUGAGGCAGGAUGGGGCCAUAUGUGAACUGGAGAUCUGUGGCCUGGCUGUGGCAGAUGCUGGAGAAUAUAUCUGUGUAUGUGGGCAGGAGAGGACUUCGGCCGUGCUCACUGUGAAGGCCCUCCCAGCCAGAUUCAUACAAGUUCUAAAGAACGAGGAGGCCGCAGAAGGGGCGAUGGCCACGCUCCGGUGUGAGCUGAGCAAGACGGCCCCUGUGCAGUGGAAGAAGGGCUCUGAGCUCCUCCGUGAUGGGGACAGAUACAGGCUGAGGCAGGACGGGGCCACCUCCACCUGUGAGCUGGAGAUCCGUGGCCUGGCUGUGACAGAUGCUGGGGAGUAUCUGUGUGUGUGCGGGCAGGAGAGGACCUCAGCCAUACUCACUGUGAAGGCCCAACAAGGGGUGUUCAGAACCCCACUGCAGAGCCUACAGGCUGAGGAAGGUUCCACAGCCAGCCUUCGGUGUGAGCUGACUGUUCCGGACACCACUGUGAGCUGGAGCAAGGGUGGGCUGGAACUGCAGGCCGGCGGGCGGCUGGAGCUGCGGAAGCAGGGGCCUGUGGCAGAGCUGCUGCUGCAGGACCUGCGCCGGGAGGAUGCCGGGGAGUACAGCUGCACCUGCGGCUCCCAGAGCACCAGUGCCACCCUCACGGUCACAGCUGCGCCUGUGUGCUUUCUUCGGGAGCUGCAGCCCCAGGAAGUGGACGAGGGUGCGACAGCACGGCUGUGCUGUGAGCUGAGCCAGCCGGGAGCAAGCGUGGAGUGGCGCAAGGGCUCCCUGCAGCUCUUCCCCUGUGCCAAGUACCAGAUGGUGCAGGACGGUGCCCGCGUCGAGUUGCGGGUACGCAGCACCGAGCAGGAGGACGCCGGGGACUACACCUGUGACGCAGGGCAGCGGCAGAGCACAGCCAGCCUCUCUGUCCGUGUCCCCAGGCCCCAGUUCAAGACCCGGCUGCAGAGCAUGGAGCAGGAGGUGGGUGGCGUGGCCCGGCUGUGCUGUGAGCUGAGCGGGAACGAGCCAGGUGCCUCCGUUCAGUGGCUCAAGGAGGGCGUGGAACUUCGCGGAGGCCCCAAGUAUGAGAUGCGAUGCCAGGGAGCCACAUGUGAGCUGCUGAUCUGUGGGCUCGAGGCCAAGGACACGGGCGAGUACACCUGUGUGGUGGGUGGCCAGAGAACCUCGGCCUCUGUCAAGGUCAAAGAGCCCGAGGUGGCCAUUGUGCGGGGGCUGGUGGAUGCCGAGGUGCAGGCGGACGAGGACGUGGAGUUCCGCUGUGAACUGUCAAAGCCCGUGGCCACAGGCGUGGAGUGGCGCCUCCAAGGUCUGCCGCUGCAGAGCAAUGAGGUGACUGAGGUGGGCAUGCAGGGCGGCUGCACCCACACGCUGAAGCUGAAGGGCGUCACCCCUGAGGACGCGGGCACUGUCUCCUUCCACGUGGGCCUCAGCACCUCCUCUGCCCAGCUCACUGUCCGAGUACCAGAGGUGACCAUCCUGGAGCCUCUGCAGGAUGUACAGCUCAGUGAGGGUCAGGACGCUCGCUUCUGGUGCCGGCUGUCCAGAGCUCCAGGCCAGGAGGCCCGCUGGGCUCUGGGCGGGGUGCCCCUGCAGGCCAAUGAGAUGAAUGACAUUGCAGUGGAGGAAGGCGUGCUCCAUUCGCUCACCCUGCACAAGGUGACCUCUGAGGAUGCUGGAACUGUCAGUUUCCAAGUGGGUUCCUGUAGCUCAGAAGCCCAGUUGAAGGUCACAGCCAAGAACACGGUGGUGCGAGGCCUGGAGAACGUGGAGGCACUGGAGGGCGGGGAGGCACUGUUCGAAUGCCAGCUGUCGCAGCCAGAGGUGGCCGCCCACACCUGGCUGCUGGACGACGAGCCGGUGCGCACCUCGGAGAACGCAGAGGUGGUCUACUUCGAGAACGGCUUGCGUCACUUGCUGCUACUCAAAAACCUGCGGCCACAGGACAGCUGCCGGGUGACCUUCCUAGUCGGGGACAUGGUGACUUCAGCAUUCCUCACCGUCAGAGGCUGGCGCCUAGAGCUCCUGGAGUCCCCACAGGAUGUGUCUGUACGGACUGGCAGGCCGGCCACCUUCCGCUGCACGCUCAGCGAGGUGGUGCCUGUGGGCGAAGCUUCCUGGUACCUCAAUGGCACUGCCAUCUCACCGGAGGAUGCAGACUGGAUAGUCACUGCUGAUGGCAGCCACCAUGCCCUGCUUCUUCAAAGUGCUCAGCCCCAACACGCUGGGGAAGUGACUUUUGCUGCCCGAGAAGCGGUGGCCUCAGCCCGGCUCACCGUGUUGGGCCUCCCGGACCCCCCGGAGGAUGCGGAAGUGGUGGGCCGCAGUGGCCGGUCUGUGACCCUGUCCUGGGUGGCUCCGACCAGUGACGGUGGUGGUGGCCUCUGUGGCUAUCGGGUGGAGAUGAAAGCAGCGGCCACAGGAGAGUGGCAGCUGUGCCAUGAGCUGGUGCCAGGGCCUGAGUGUGUGGUGGAUGGCCUGGCCCCUGGGGAGACAUACCGCUUCCGUGUCGCAGCUGUGGGCCCAGCGGGUGCCGGGGAGCCCGUGCACCUGCCCCAGAUGGUGAAGCUUGAGCCUCUGGAGCCCAAGCCUGCCCCCCUGCCCCCCGUGAGUCGGGAGGUGGCAGCCGGUGAGGAAGUGCGUCUGGAGUGUGAAGUGCUCACUGAGAUCGGAAAGGUCACCUGGCAUAAAGGUACAGAGCGUAUCCAGCCUGGUGGCCGCUUUGAAGUCAUCACCCAGGGCCGGAAGCAGACGUUGGUCAUCCGAGACUUCACGUCAGAGGACCAGGGCGAAUACCAUUGCAGUCCAGCUGUAGGCCAGGCUCCAACAGCCACUACCACCUUCCAGGUGGUGCUGACUGCAGGCUCAGAGGGUGAGACUCCGUCCCAGCCCAGCCUCCCUCCAGAGGCAGCCCAAGAGGGCGACCUGCACCUGCUGUGGGAGGCCCUGGCCCGGAAGCGCCGCAUGAGCCGGGAGCCCACCCUGGACUCCAUCAGUGAGCUGCCUGAAGAGGAUGGGCGCCUGCAGCGCCUGCGGCAGGAGGCGGAGGAGGGGGUCCUCUCCGAGGACUACUCCACAGCUGAUGAGCUAGCCCGUACGGGCGAGGCUGACCUCUCACACACCAGCUCCGACGAUGAGUCCCGGGCGGGCACCCCUUCACUGAUUACCUACCUCAAGAAGGCUGGGCGGCCUGGUGUCCCAACUCCUGUCAGCAAGGUCAUGACGCCACCAGCUGUCUCUGGGAAGCCACAGAAGCUGCAGAAGCCACAGGAGUCCCCUGCUGCAGUCCACCCCCCACCUGGUGACCUGAGUGCUGAGGACCUGGGUGACCCAUCCUUGGACAAGGCAGCUGUGAAGAUCCAGGCAGCAUUUAAAGGCUACAAAGUCCGGAAGGAGAUGAAGCAGCAGGAAGGACCUGUGUUCAGCCGUACCUUUGCGGACACGGAGGCACUGGUGGGGGAUGCCCUGCGCUUGGAGUGUGUGGUGGCCAGCAAGGCAGACUUUCGAGCCUGCUGGCUGAAGGAUGGUGUGGAGCUGGCUGAUGGGCGGCACUAUCACCUUGACCAGCUCAGUGAUGGCACCUGCUCACUGCUCAUCACGGGCCUGGGUCGCACCGAUGCUGGCCGCUACACCUGUAAAGUGAGCAACAAAUUUGGCCAAGCAGCCCACAGUGGCUGUGUGGUGGUCAGCGGGACAGAGAGCGAAGCCGAGAGCUCCUCAGGGGGUGAGCUGGAUGACGCCUUCCGCAGGGCUGCCCGGCGGCUGCACCGGCUCUUCCGCACCAAGGGCCCAGCCGAGGUCUCGGACGAGGAGCUCUUCUUCAGUGCUGAGGAAGGCAGCGUGGAGCUGGAGCAGCCUGGGGACUGGCAGACGUACCGUGAAGACGAGCACUUCGUCUGCAUCCGUUUUGAGGCCCUGGCCGAGGCCCGCCGGGCUACCACCCACUUCAAGGAGAUGUUUGGCACCAUGGGGAUUGGAGUGGAGAUCAACCUUGUGGAGCAAGGGCCUCGUGGGGUGGAGAUGCGCAUCGGCAAGGUGGCCCCGACGGUGGUUCAGGGGCCAGCACCCAGCCUGCUGACCUCAGACACUGCUCCAGUGUUCCUGACUGAGCUCCAGAACCAAGAAGUACAAGAUGGCUAUCCUGUGAGCUUCGACUGCGUGGUAACAGGCCAGCCAGUGCCCAGUGUGCGCUGGUUCAAAGAUGGGAAGGUGCUGGAAGAAGAUGACCACUAUAUGAUAAAUGAAGAUCAACAGGGUGGCCACCAACUCAUUAUCAUGGCGGUGGUGCCAUCAGACAUGGGCGUCUACCGCUGCCUGGCUGAAAAUAGCAUGGGCGUCUCCUCCACCAAAGCUGAGCUCCGGGUGGACUUGACAAGCACAGACUAUGACACUGCAGCUGAUGCCACCGAGACCUCAUCUUACUUCAGUGCCCAAGGCUACUUGUCCAGCCGGGAACAGGAGGGCAUGGAAUCGACUGCAGAGGAGGGGCAGCUUCCCCAAGUAGUGGAAGAGCUGAAAGACGUGCAGGUGGCCCCAGGCACACGCCUGGCCAAGUUCCACCUCAAGGUGAAAGGCUACCCGACACCUCGCCUGUACUGGUUCAAAGAUGGGCAGCCUCUGUCCGUGUCCCCCCACAUCCGCAUGACUGAUAAGAAGACGUUGCACACCCUGGAGAUCCUCUCAGUCACCAGGGAGGACUCUGGCCAGUACUCAGCCUACAUCAGCAACACCGUGGGCGCAGCCUACUCGUCUGCCCGCCUCGUGGUGCGCGGUCUAGAUGAACCAGAAGAAAAGCCAGUACCGGAUGUGCAAGAGCAGCUGGUGCCGCCCCGAAUACUGGAGAGGUUCACCCCCAAAAAGGUGAAGAAGGGCUCCAGCAUCACCUUCUCAGUCAAAGUUGAAGGCCACCCCGCCCCGGCUGUGCACUGGCUGCGGGAGGAGGCUGCUCAGGGCGUGCUGUGGAUUGGACCCGACACGCCGGGCUACACGGUGGCCAGCUCUGGGCAGAAGCACAGCCUGGUCUUGCUGGACGUGGGCCGGCAGCACCAGGGCACCUACACUUGCAUCGCCACCAAUGCUGCUGGCCAGGCGCUCUGCUCUGCAGGCCUGCAUGUCUCUGGCUUGCCCAAGGAGACCAGGACAGCAGAACAGCAGGGGGGUGCAAAGGAGGCGCUCAUCUCCACCUUCCUGCAGGGGACUCAAACCGUCUCCACGCAGCUGUCCGAAUCUGUGGGAUUUACCGACCUGAUGGGACAGAGGAAAGGAGAGCUGUCUGCAGCCGAGGAGGCCCGUGGACACCUCUCCCUCGCCGAGGUCGGCACGGAGGAGUUCCUGCAGAAGCUCACCUCCCAGAUCACAGAGAUGGUGUCGGCCAAAAUCACCCAGGCCCGGCUGCAGGUGCCUGGAGGUGACAGUGAUGAAGAGUCCAAGACCCCGUCCCCAUCACCCCGGCAUGGCCGUUCACGACCCUCCUCCAGCAUCCAGGAGUCCUCUUCAGAAUCAGAGGAUGGUGAUGCCCGUGGCGAGAUCUUUGACAUCUACAUGGCCACAGCCGACUACCUCCCACUGGGGGCAGAGCCAGGUGCCAUCACGCUGAGGGAGGGACAGUACGUGGAGGUCCUGGACUCAGCACACCCGCUGCGCUGGCUCGUGCGCACCAAGCCCACCAAGUCCAGCCCUUCACGGCAGGGCUGGGUGUCUCCCGCCUAUCUGGACAAGAGGCUUAAGCUCUCGCCUGAGUGGGGUACUGCUGAGGCCCCCGAGUUCCCCCGAGAAGCCAUGUCUGAAGAUGAAUAUAAGAUGAAGCUGAGUUCUGUCAUCCAGGACUUGCUGAGCUCCGAGCAGGACUUUGUGGGCAUGCUGAAGUUCCUGCAGAGCCAUCACAUGCAGCACCUGGACCGCUGUCCCCAGGCGCCAGCUGCAGUGACCAGCCAGAAGGCGGUCAUCUUCCGCAAUGUGAAGGAUAUCAGCCACUUCCACAGCAGUUUCCUCCAGGAACUGCAGAAAUGUGACACAGAUGACGAUGUGGCCAUGUGUUUCAUCAAGAACGAGGAGGCCUUUGAGCAGUACCUGGAGUUCCUGGUGGGCCGCGUGCAGGCUGAGUCCGUGGUUGUCAGCACAGCCAUCCAGGAGUUCUACAAGAAAUAUGCUGAGGAGACGCUGUCUGCAGCAGACCCCUCCCAGCCUCCCCCUCCGCCGCUGCAGCACUACUUGGAGCAGCCCAUCGAGCGGAUCCAGCAGUACCAGACCCUCCUCAAGGACCUUAUCCGGAACAAGGCCCGGAACAGGCAGAACUGCGCCCUGCUGGAGCAGGCCUACGCGGUGGUGUCAGCCCUGCCCCAGCGCGCAGAGAACAAGCUGCAUGUGUCUCUCAUGGAGAACUACCCAGGCACCCUGGAGGCCCUGGGCGAGCCCAUCCGACAGGGCCACUUCAUCGUAUGGGAAGGGGCACCAGGGGCCAGAAUGCCCUGGAAAGGCCACAACCGCCACGUCUUCCUCUUCCGCAACCACCUGGUGAUCUGUAAGCCCAAGCGGGACUCUCGGACUGACACUUUCAGCUAUGUCUUCAGGAACAUGAUGAAGCUGAGUAGCAUCGACCUGAAUGACCAAGUGGAGGGUGACGAUCGUGCCUUUGAGGUGUGGCACGAACGAGAGGACUCGGUGCGCAAGUACCUGCUGCAGGCGCGGACUGUCAUCAUCAAGAACUCGUGGGUGAAGGAGAUCUGUGGCAUCCAGCAGCGUCUUGCUCUGCCUGUCUGGCGUCCCCCAGAUUUUGAAGAAGAGCUGGCAGACUGCACAGCCGAGCUGGGAGAGACAGUCAAGCUAGCCUGCCGUGUGAUGGGCACCCCCAAACCCAUCGUCAGCUGGUACAAAGAUGGGAAGUCAGUGGAAGUAGACCCUCACCACAUCCUAAUUGAAGACCCAGAUGGCUCCUGCGCCCUCAUCUUGGACAACCUGACCGGUGUGGACUCGGGCCAGUACAUGUGCUUUGCAGCAAGUGCUGCUGGCAAUGCCAGCACUUUGGGGAAGAUCCUGGUGCAAGUACCUCCACGAUUUGUGAACAAAGUCCAUGCUGCCCCCUUUGCGGAGGGAGAAGACGUCCAGUUCACUUGCACCAUCGAAGGUGCCCCGUAUCCUCAGAUCAGAUGGUACAAGGACGGGACUCUACUGACACCAGGCAACAAGUAUCGGAUGCUCAGUGAGCCACGCAGUGGUGUUCUGGUGCUGGACAUUCAAGCCGCCAGCCAGGGCGACCUAGGCUACUAUGAGUGUGAGCUGGUGAACCGGCUGGGCUCGGCCCGUGGUGGUGCGGAGUUGUACAUGCAGAGCCCAGCACUGCAGGCCCGUGAGCAGCGCCGCAAGGAGCAGCUCGUCGCUGUGGAAGAAGACACAUCCUUGAAGCGAGCUGACCAGGAGAUCCAGUCGGCCCUGCGGAGACUGGGUGGCCCUGAGGCUCCAGGCUCUUCUGCAGAAGCCUGCAGUCCUGGAAGCUCCCUGCUCACAGGCCCCACAGCCAGGGAGGCACCUGAAGUGCAGGAGGCUGGACUCUUACCUCCAGGCGCAGGAGCCACGGAGGCAUCUGCCAAGAUCCACAGUGAGGCCCGUGCGACGGCACAGUCCCAUCCUGGGGCAGGCUUGGAGCAGGAGAUGGCAGCAGGCUCUGGCGCCCAAGAACGAACGGUCCCUAUUCGGAUAGAGGGCGUAGGCUGGCCUGGAACAGGGGCAGCAGAGACCCUGUGGGAUGCCCACAGCCACGUGUUCGUGGAGACCACCCACAGGACCUAUGUGUAUCAAGCCAGCGACACUGGUGUCACAAGGCCACCAUCCAUGCAGGUCACCAUUGAGGACGUGCAGGCGCUGAGCGGUGGCACGGCUCAGUUCCAGGCUAUCAUUGAAGGCACCCCCCAGCCCACUGUGACCUGGUACAAGGACAAUACCCGGCUGGAGGACAGUCCACGGCUUAGCCAGCAGCAGGAUGGGACCACAUAUUCCUUGGUGCUGCGGGACGUGGCCGAGCAUGAUGCUGGUGUGUACACCUGCCUGGCCAGAAAUGCCAGCGGUGAAGUGUUGUGCAAGGCAGAGCUGCUGGUCCUCAGGGGAGAAAGUGAGCCAGAAUCAGAAAGGCCGAGUAGUCGGAGGAAGUUGCAUUCUUUCUAUGAGGUCCAGGAGGAGAUCGGCAGGGGCGUGUUUGGCUUCGUGAAGAGAGUUCAGCACAAGGGGAACAAGAUGUCCUGUGCUGCCAAAUUCAUCCCCCUGAGGAGUAAGACAAGGGCCCAGGCGUACCAGGAGCGGGACAUCCUCGCCACCCUCAGCCAUCCACUCAUCACCAAGCUGCUGGACCAGUUUGAGACCCGGAAGACCCUGAUCCUCAUUCUGGAGCUAUGUUCAUCAGAGGAGUUACUGGACCGUCUGUUCAAGAAGAGCGUGGUGACAGAAGCUGAGGUGAAGAUCUACAUCCAGCAGCUGGUAGAGGGGCUGCAGUACCUGCAUACCAGUGGCAUCCUCCACCUGGACAUAAAGCCUGCCAACAUCCUCAUGGUGCACCCUGCUCAGGAGGACAUCAAAAUCUGUGACUUUGGCUUUGCCCAAAAAAUUACACCAUCUGAGCCACAGUACAGCAAAUAUGGCUCUCCGGAGUUUGUGCCCCCCGAGGUCAUCGAGCAGACCCCUGUGAGCGAGGGAUCCGACAUCUGGGCCAUGGGAGUCAUCUCCUACCUCUGCCUGACCUGCUCAUCACCGUUUGCGGGUGAGAGUGACCGUGCCACUCUGCUGAACGUUCAGGAAGGACGGGUGUCCUGGAGCAGCCCUGUGGCUGCCCACCUCAGUGAGGAUGCCAAGGAUUUCAUCAAGGCCACCCUGCAGAGGGCCCCAGAGGCCCGGCCCAGGGCCUCCCAGUGCCUCACUCACCCUUGGUUCCUGAAGUCCCUGCCUGCAGAGGAGGCCCAUUUCAUCAACACCAAGCAGCUUAAGUUCCUCCUGGCCCGGAGCCGCUGGCAGCGCUCCCUGAUGUGCUACAAGUCCAUCCUGGUGAUGCGCUCCAUCCCUGAGCUUCUCCAGGGCCCCCCUGACAGCCCAUCCCUCGGGGUCUCGCGCCACCUGCUCCGAGAUGCCAGCGGCUCUUCCAGCAGCUCCUCCUCGGACAACGAGAUUGCGCCAUACGCCCGUGCCAAGUCACUGCCACCCUCCCCUGUGUCCCACUCCCCGCUCCUGCACCCCAGGGGCUUCCUGCGGCCCUCUUCCAGCCUCCCUGAGGAGGCUGAGGUCUGCAUGGCACCUGAAGGCCCCUCUCUGCCUGUGGGUGGCGUGCCACCGGCCUCCCCAGGCUUUGUUCCCCGCCAGAGCAUCAUACGGAGCCUGUUCUACCAGCAGGCAGAGGAAGGCUCAGAGCGCGGCUCCUCACCUUCAGCCAUGGGCAGCAGAAAGCACCUGGCGAGGGCCCGCCGGCACCUGCUGAAGGGGGGUUACAUUGCUAGGGCCAUGCCCGGCCUGCGAGAGCCCCUGCUGGAGCACCGUGCACUGGAGGAGGAGGCUGCCAGGGAGGAGCAGGCCGCCCUGAUGACCAAGACACCCUCGUUUGAGUCAGCCCUCAGGCUGCCCAGCUCCACACCCCACAUGGCCCCUGGUCGCAGCCGCUCCCUGGAUCAAGAUCGGCCACGUACCACCAGCCCCUUCCCUGAGGAGCAGGAGAAGACACCUGAGACCUGCCUUGAAGGGCAGUGCUCCACAGCCCCUGCCCAGGCAGCCCCAGGCAUGGCACCAGGCUCUGAAGAGGGAUCAAAACUGUCUCCAUCCACAGACGGCACCACAGGCCCAAGGGUUUUACAAGACAGUCCUUGGAAGCAGCCUUCUUUUCACUUUGACUGGGGUUCUGUUCCCCAAGAGGGCUGUGAGGCCUCUGAAGCUGCUGCACAACAGCUUUCAAACUCCUUCCAGCCCCGAUCUCACGCAGCCGGCUUCCAGGAACCAAGAAGCCCAUCCUUCCCAGGGGAACCCCAGGCCGUCCCCACCCCAGCCCAAGCCAGUCCUGUACCAGGCUCUAAGGAAUGUUCUAUAGGGCCCGCCUUACAGGAAGGCCUGUCCCCCAAGGAGGCCGUGCCACCCUCCCCUGCGGACACAGAGCCUGGAGCCUUCCUGGAUACAGAGGACUUAUCCCAGGAGACCACUCAGCAGCGGCCUCAGGAGCAGGCCACCACUCGGAAGUUCUCCCUGGGGUGCCGCGGGGGCUAUGCAGGGGUGGCGGGCUACGGCGCCUUUGCCUUUGGUGGGGAUGCAGGGGGUAUGCUGGGGCAGGGUCCCAUGUGGGCCAGGAUGGCCUGGGCCCAGUCUCAAUCCUCAGAGGAACAGGAAGACAUAGUGGCCGAGAGCCCACUGCCCCCAGCUGGUGCUGUUCUCAUGCCCAAGGGGAGCAGGCCUUCUCAGAAGGGCUCCCCAGAGUUUACCUCGUGGGAGGACUUCGGCCAGGGCUCUCAGGUCUCCCUGGUGCAGAUCAAGGACCUCUCAGGCGAUGCAGAGGCAGCUGACACCCUGUCCCUAGACAUCUCCGAGGUGGAGCCAGCCUACCUCAACCUCUCUGACCUGUAUGACAUCAAGUACCUCCCAUUCGAGUUCAUGAUCUUCAGGAAGGUCCCCAAACCGCCUGUGGAGCAGGAGUCACCCUCCACUCCAGAGGAGGACCAGGAGGGGCUGGAAGAGCUCCCAGAGGCGGCGUGGUCCUGGCUGAGCGAGCUGGGCGGCCCUGCCGGCCUGGCUGUCCACCCUCGAGUUGGCCUGCAGAUCACUGAGGAGGAGCCAGAGGACAUGGAGGCCCUGCUGGGGGAGGCUGCCCUGGGCCGGAAGCGGAAGGCAUCGCCCUCCUCACGGAGCUUCUUCCAGCUCUCUGGGGGGUGCCUGCCACUGGAAGAGCCCACAGAACACAGCCUGCGCAAGAGGGUGAAGGCCUCGGUGGCCCACAUCUCCCGGAUCCUGACAGGCAGGCCAGAAGAUCCAGAGAAGGAGGGCAUCUCCAAGAAAAGAUCAGGUCUGGCCUCCUUACGGCUGAAGAGCAGGGACCGAGCCCCAUCAUUUCUAAAGGAGCUCUCGGAUGAGACCGUGGUCCUGGGCCAGUCCGUGACACUUGCCUGCCAGGUGUCAGCCCAGCCCGCUGCACAGGCCAGCUGGUGUAAAGAUGGGGUACCCCUGGAGAGCAGUGGCCGGCUUCUCAUCUCCUCCACUCUCAAGAAUUUCCAGCUUCUGACCAUCCUGGUGGUGACAGCCGAGGACCUGGGUGUGUACACCUGCAGUGUGAGCAAUGUGCUGGGCACAGCAGCCACCACAGGCGUGCUCCGGAAGGCAGAGCUCCCCUCAUCCUCUCCACGCCCAGACAUCGGAGAGGUAUAUGCAGAUGGGGUGCUGCUGGUAUGGAAGCCUGUGGAGACUUGUGGCCCCGUGACCUACAUUGUGCAGUGCUGCUUGGAAGGUGGAAGCUGGAUCACUCUGGCCACUGACAUAUUUGACUGCUGCUACCUAACCAGCAGGCUCCCGCGGGCCGGCACGUAUACGUUCCGGACAGCCUGUGUCAGCAAGGCGGGCAUGGGCCCCUACAGUAGCCCCUCGGAGCAGGUCCUCCUCGGGGGGCCCAACCAUGUAGGUUCUGAGGAAGAGAGUGGCCAUGCACAGCCAGCUCAGCCCCUCUCAAGCACACAGACCUUCGCCUUCCAGACGCAGAUCCGGAGGGGCCGCUUCAGUGUGGUACGGCAGUGCCGGGAGAAGGCCAGUGGGCGCGCGCUGGCAGCCAAGAUCAUCCCCUACCGCAUGGAGGACAAGACAGCUGUACUGGGAGAAUAUGAGGCCCUCAAGGGUCUGCGCCACCCGCACCUAGUGCAGCUGCACGGGGCCUACCUCAGCCCACGGCACCUGGUGCUCAUCCUGGAGCUGUGUUCUGGACCAGAGCUGCUCCCCUGCCUGGCCGAGAGGACCUCCUAUUCAGAAUCAGAGGUGAAGGACUACCUGUGGCAGAUGCUGAGUGCCGCCCAGUACCUGCACUCCCAGCACAUCGUGCACCUGGACCUUAGGUCUGAGAACUUGAUUGUCACUGAGUACAACCUGCUUAAGGUUCUUGACUUUGGCAACGCCCAGAGUCUCACCCAGGAGAAGGUCCUGCCGUCAGAGAAGUUCAAGGAUUACAUGGAGACCAUGGCUCCGGAGCUCCUGGAGGGCCAGGGUGCAGUACCGCAAACCGAUGUCUGGGCCAUAGGAGUGACUGCCUUCAUCAUGUUGAGCGCUGAAUAUCCUGUGAGCAGUGAGGGCGCUCGCGACUUGCAGAAAGGCCUGCGCAAGGGCCUCGUCCGGUUGGGCCGCUGUUACGCGGGACUAUCAGGGGGUGCUGUGGCCUUCCUCCGCAGCACGCUGUGUGUCCACCCAUGGGGCCGGCCCUGUGCAUCCAGCUGCCUGCAGUGUCCCUGGCUGACUGAGGAAGGGCCCCCGGGGUCCAGGCCCGCGGCCGUGACCUUCUCCACAGCACGCCUGCGCGCCUUUGUGCGCGAGCGCGAGAAGAGACGGGCAAUGCUGUACAAGAAGCACAACCUGGCCCAGGUGCGCUGA